CCACAACCAUCACACUACUUACUUACCCAAGUCAAUCCUUUCGUUUCCACCCAGGUCACUACCACCACCACCACCACCACCACCACCAGAAUAAUGCACGACCUCGAAACCCUCAACACCGGCGGCUACGCCUCCACCACCCACCUAAAACUCACCUGCCCGCUCCCCUCGGGCCUGCCCCCCGCCAUCCUCACUCUCGGCGCCACCCUCACGCGCCUCGACCUUUCCGGAACCGGCCUCUCCUCCCUCCCCUCCGAAUUCGGCACCUCUCUACCCAACCUGCGCAUCCUUUUUCUCUCUUCCAACAACUUUUCCACUUUUCCCUCCGUCCUGGCACAAUGCCCUUCCCUGGAGAUGAUCGCCUUUCGCUCCAACAGAAUGACUUCCAUCCCGGAAGGUUCCUUGCCGACCAAAACACUCAGGUGGUUGAUCCUGACAGAUAACCAGAUCUCCACCCUACCCGAGGACCUAGGCAAGUGCGAGAAGUUGGAAAAGUGCAUGUUAGCUGGGAACCAGCUAUCGAGCUUGCCAGAGUCUAUGGCCACGGGAUGCAAGAACCUGGCGCUGCUAAGGUUGAGCGCAAAUCGAUUCGAGACGCUUCCAGAGUGGUUGUUUGACUUGCCCAAGCUGGCGUUCUUGUCGUUUGCGGGGAAUCCUUGUGUCGAGAAGCAAACGGCCGCAGCGACAGCCAAGGCGGGGACGAGGUUUGAUCUGGAAAAGAUCGAGUGGGAGAACUUGGAAGUGCAGGAGACGCUGGGCGAGGGGGCGUCGGGGGUGAUUUCUAGGGGGUUGUGGAAGCAGAGCGCCGAGUAUGCCGAGGAGGUGGCGAUCAAGGUUUUCAAGGGCGGCGUGACGAGCGAUGGGACGCCCAGGGAUGAGAUGGCGGCGGUGCUGGCGGCGGGGUUUCAUGAGGGGUUGAUUACGGUCUUGGGGAAGGUGGUUGGGCAUCCUGAUGAGGUUGUUGAGGGUGCUGUUGCUGCUGAAGGGGAGGAGAAGAAGUUCCAGGGAGGGAUCGUGAUGCAGUUGAUUCCAGAGUACUACGCGGCUUUGGGGCUGCCGCCUUCUUUCGAUACCUGCAGCCGCGACUGCUUCCCCGAGGAUGCCUCGCUGAGCGCGGCGGAGGUGCUGGGCAUGUUGACGGGCAUUGCUGGAGCGGCUGCUCAUCUUCAUCAGAGGGGAAUUGCGCAUGGAGAUUUGUAUGCGCACAACAUCCUGGCGAGCAAGGCGGACAGACAUGCCUUGCUGGGAGAUUUUGGUGCUGCUACAAUCUAUGGCACGGACGAGGAGGUCUAUGCUGGCAUGGAGAAGUUGGAAGUGUUGGCUUUUGCGCAUCUGUUGGAGGAUGUGCUUGGUUUGAUCAGGAGGGAGAAGGAGAAGAACGAACUCACAGAAGAGGAAGAGGAGGCCAUCGUUCAAGGGCUGGAGAAACUGCAGAAGCAGUGCGCUGACCCUCGAGUUAACUCGCGCCCGUCGUUUGAGGACAUUGCGGUGGAGUUGGAGGACUUGGUUGGCUUCCGGGGUAUGAUGCGGAUUCCGAUUCCCAAC
Molecule: messenger RNA, 1545 nt
Organism: Neurospora tetrasperma FGSC 2508
Lineage: Eukaryota; Fungi; Ascomycota; Sordariomycetes; Sordariales; Sordariaceae
Exons: 2
Biological process (GO): protein phosphorylation
Molecular function (GO): protein binding; ATP binding; protein kinase activity
Source: RefSeq, a predicted model, not a curated record